Messenger RNA from Varanus komodoensis (Komodo dragon), 1789 nucleotides. RefSeq names its product solute carrier family 17 member 8 (gene SLC17A8). Gene Ontology annotation, cellular component: excitatory synapse; synaptic vesicle membrane. Gene Ontology annotation, molecular function: L-glutamate transmembrane transporter activity; neurotransmitter transmembrane transporter activity. The transcript is spliced from 12 exons. Bases 8 to 1789 code for a protein of 593 amino acids. Gene Ontology annotation, biological process: neurotransmitter loading into synaptic vesicle; monoatomic anion transport; regulation of synapse structure or activity. NCBI's taxonomy places the organism in Eukaryota, Metazoa, Chordata, Lepidosauria, Squamata, Varanidae. The record is from RefSeq and is a predicted model, not a curated record.
UAAAUUAAUGAGUGUCUUUGAAAAGGAAGACAAGAUGCCUUUUGAGGUGUUUAAUUCGUUAAGGGAAAGAUUUUUAAAGCCUGGGAAGGAAGAGGUGAAGAAUACUGUUAGUGACUCACUGGGACACUUACAAAGAAAAAUUGAUGGAACCAACCUAGAAGAAGAUAACAUUGAACUGAAUGCAGAUGGAAGACCUAAGCAAAUGGCAAACAAGCCUCCUUUAUUUGAUUGCUAUUGCUGUGGGCUACCUAAACGCUACAUCAUUGCUAUAAUGAGUGGCCUGGGCUUUUGCAUUUCUUUUGGAAUUAGAUGCAAUCUUGGUGUUGCCAUCGUGGAAAUGGUUAACAACAACACAAUCUAUGUCAAUGGAAAACCAGAGAUUGAGAAAGCACAAUUCAACUGGGAUCCAGAAACAGUAGGACUCAUUCAUGGCUCAUUUUUCUGGGGUUACAUUAUUACUCAAAUUCCAGGAGGCUUCAUUGCAAAUAAACUAGCAGCUAACAGGGUGUUUGGAGCAGCUAUUUUUCUCACUUCCACACUAAACAUGUUCAUUCCUACAGCCGCCAGGGUACAUUAUGGCUGUGUUAUGUUUGUAAGGAUUUUACAAGGGCUUGUGGAGGGUGUGACUUACCCAGCAUGCCAUGGAAUGUGGAGUAAAUGGGCUCCUCCACUGGAAAGAAGCAGGUUGGCUACCACAUCUUUCUGUGGUUCUUAUGCUGGGGCAGUGGUUGCCAUGCCACUGGCAGGUAUAUUAGUGCAAUACAUAGGAUGGUCAUCUGUCUUUUAUAUAUAUGGAAUGUUUGGGAUUAUCUGGUACGUGUUCUGGCUUUUGCAUGCCUAUGAGAGUCCUGCUGCUCAUCCAACAAUUACCACUGAGGAAAAAACAUACAUAGAAACAAGUAUAGGAGGAGCUAAUUUAGUCAGUGCCAGUAGAUUUAAUACUCCAUGGAAGCAGUUUUUCACUUCAAUGCCAGUUUAUGCAAUCAUUGUGGCAAACUUUUGCAGAAGCUGGACUUUCUACUUACUGCUGAUAAGUCAGCCUGCAUACUUUGAGGAGGUCUUUGGAUUUGCAAUAAGCAAGGUUGGCCUUUUGUCUGCUGUUCCUCAUAUGGUCAUGACCAUUAUCGUGCCCAUUGGAGGCCAGCUGGCUGAUUGUUUACGCAGCAGAAGAAUUUUAACCACCACUGCAGUAAGAAAAAUCAUGAAUUGUGGAGGUUUUGGUAUGGAAGCAACUUUACUUUUGGUGGUUGGCUACUCUCAAACAAGAGGUGUGGCAAUAUCUUUCUUGGUUUUGGCAGUGGGCUUUAGUGGAUUUGCUAUUUCAGGAUUUAAUGUCAACCAUCUAGACAUUGCACCCCGUUAUGCCAGCAUCCUCAUGGGCAUCUCUAACGGAGUGGGGACAUUGUCAGGAAUGGUGUGUCCUCUCAUUGUAGGUGCGAUGACUAAACAUAAGACCCGUGAAGAAUGGCAAAAUGUUUUCUUAAUAGCUGCCCUAGUUCAUUAUAGUGGCGUGAUAUUUUAUGCCAUCUUUGCUUCUGGUGAGAAGCAACAAUGGGCUGAUCCAGAAAACCUGAAUGAAGAAAAAUGUGGAAUAAUUGGCCAAGAUGAACUGGCUGAAGAGACUGAACUGAACAACGAUAGUUUUGUUAGCUCAAAGAGAACAUACGGUGCUACCAUUCAAAAUGACGAAGUACGAAGGAAAGAAUUGCAGAAGCAAAAGGACGUGAUACACAAUGUAGAACAGACUUCCUACCAGUAUGAAAAUGGAAACUUUCAAGAUUCAUCAUAA